AUGAAAGCUCAAAAGGUAAAUCCAAAGAAAUGUGAAUUUUUAAGGAAAAAGAUCAAAUACUUGGGUCAUGUGAUUUCUGCUGAGGGAGUUGCUACAGAUCCUGAUAAGAUUUCUGUUCUUAAAGAUUGGCCAAUUCCUAAGACACGGAAACAAGUGCGAAAAAGAGAUAAUUUACAAGAAUGGCAUGAUUUUCAGCUUCAGGAUUCAGUGUUGGCACAAAUUCAUCAAGCUAAAGAGAUUGAUAAAAGGCCUUCUUGGCAGGCUGUUGCUCCUAUGGAGAUUUCUUCUAAGAUUUAUUGGUCUCAAUGGGAAGCUAUAGUUGUUUUAAAUGGUGUCUUAUAUAAAAAAUGGGAAUCUCCUAAUUUAUUAAACCAUGUUUAUCAAAUUUUAGUUCCUCGGGAGAAGGUUUCGGAGGUGUUGGAAGAAGCUGAUUCACCUUCCGGGGGUCAUUUUGGAAUUAAUAAAACUUUACAAAGGAUACGUAAACGUUUUUAUUGGGCAACUUGCAAGAGAGACGUAGAGGAUUGGUGUGCUUCUUGCAAAAUUUGUAUAGCUAAGAAAGGUCCUUCUGAAAAAGGGAAAUCUCCUCUUCAGGUGUAUAAUGAAUCAGGAAAACUCGUACUACACCUCUUCAUCCUCAGUCAGAUGGACAAGUUGAACGUCAACAUAGAACAAUUUUAAAUUAUUUGGCGAAAUAUAUUUCUGAUAAUCAACGAGAUUGGGAUAAAUGGAUUUCUUUGUUUCUACUGGCUUUUCGCUCCUCUAAACAUGAAGUAACUGGAGUUUCUCCAGCCGAAAUGUAUCUUGGUCAGGAUCUUCGUUUACCUUUAGAUCUUCUUCGAGGUCGGCCUCCCUCAGUUAAAGAUAAAGAAGAAGAAAAGUACACUAUUAAAUUAAGGAAAAAACUGGAUGAAAUUCAUCGUUUUGCUAGACGUCGUCUUCAAAUUAGGUCUCAAAAUACCAAAUCUUGGUAUGAUCAACGUUCUAGACAAGUGACAUUUGAACAAGGUCAAAAGGUUUGGUUUUUCAAUCCUCGUCGUACAAUAGGAAAAGCUCCGAAAUUGCAAAGUUCUUGGGAAGGACCUUUUAUAAUUAUAAAGAAACUUAGUGAUGUCGUGUUUUGUAUAGGCAAAUCUUUCAAACAAAAAAGAAAAGUGGUUCAUGCAGAUCGUUUGGCUCCUUUUCGAGAAAGAGAUAUUAAAUAAAAUUAAAAGAAUCAAUACAUGUAUAUACAUAUACUUGUUUGUUUUCUUUUCCUUUUUCAGAAUUUCCCAUUCCUCUUUCCUUUUCCGUUUUCCGAGUCGCUGACGUCUUUUUCCACUGAGAUCCGUUAAGGACCACCCUCCUCACGGUUUUUGACCGUGGUUUUUCCGUGAGGCUUUGGGUGAAUACCGGGGCGGGGAUUAGGGGUGUUCUUUUAAAGAACGUCGGGUCCACGGGUUAUACCCCCCCCCUUAUCCGAAGAAGAAGCUGAAGAGCGGUGAGCUGGGACUUCGAGAGUCACGUCGACAACUUUUCGGCCUGGUAGCUGUUGGGACAAGAGAUGGCGUAGUCAAGAGAACCUGAGACAGCAGUCCAGGUUGUGACAAAGGAUCGCCAAAGGUGCCCUGGAGCAGCAAAGAUGGCGUGAAAUUUUGGAGAUAGACUUGAAGAAGAGCAUUACGAACAACUUUUUCCAUGGGAUUGUCGGGACGACAAUUUUGGAAGAGAAGGGACAGUGUUGUGCCCACACCUUUGGGGAACGUAUUGUUCCCACGCUCUUGGGAGAAGACGCUCUGUGAAGA
This is a messenger RNA of Harpegnathos saltator (Jerdon's jumping ant), 1784 nucleotides long. RefSeq lists its product as uncharacterized. The record is from RefSeq and is a predicted model, not a curated record. The coding region runs from base 1 to 681 and encodes 226 amino acids. The transcript has 4 exons. Lineage: Eukaryota; Metazoa; Arthropoda; Insecta; Hymenoptera; Formicidae.